Molecule: messenger RNA, 2471 nt
Organism: Notolabrus celidotus (New Zealand spotty)
Lineage: Eukaryota; Metazoa; Chordata; Actinopteri; Labriformes; Labridae
Product: polypeptide N-acetylgalactosaminyltransferase 6-like
Exons: 11
Coding region: 105-1901 (598 amino acids)
Cellular component (GO): Golgi apparatus
Source: RefSeq, a predicted model, not a curated record
CAAACGUUACAAGAAGGAACUGAGCACAGAUGAAGGAAUAUGUCUGGUCAUAUCCUCCAAGUUAAGCGCAUUUUGUUAUAGGUCAGCUCCUCCCUCUGCAUACCAUGCGCAUAUUUUUCUGUCGACUCAGCUUUACCACAAAGGUUGUUGUUUCCUUCAUUGUGGUUUUUCUAUUCAUACUUUACAACAUCAAAUACUCUGCAUUUGGACAACCAUCAACCUCACCUGUGGCGGGUGUGGUGAGACUCAGAGGGACCACCGUCCUUCCUCUUGUCCGGUUAUCAGGUCCCAACUGUAGACAUGGUGUUUACACCAAGGAGGAGCUUAAGCCUCACCUUCAGAGGCCUCGCCAAGAUCCCAUGGCACCAGGCGCACAUGGCAAACCCCUUGUAUCACAAAACCUGACCCAUGAAGAGCAGAGAGAGAAAUCCCAAGGAUUUAUUAAAACCCAGUUCAACCAGUUUGCCAGUGAUCGCAUCUCCCUACACCGUGAUCUGGGUCAAGAUACAAGGCACCCUGACUGCUUGGAACAGAAGUUUCUGCGUUGUCCCGGCCUUCCUUCCACAAGUGUGAUCAUAGUGUUCUACAAUGAGGCCUGGUCCACCCUGCUGAGGACGGUCUACAGUGUCUUACACACAGCUCCUGCAGAUCUGCUCAAAGAGAUCUUACUGGUGGAUGACGCCAGCACUGAUGAUCAUCUUCAGACUCGCCUGGAUGAUUAUGUGCAACAGCUGAAGAUAGUGCAUGUUCUGCGACAGGGGGAGAGGAAAGGCUUAACUGCAGCCCGUCUGUUGGGAGCCAAAUCUGCCCAAGGAGAUGUCCUCACUUUCCUGGAUUCCCACUGUGAAUGCUUCCCAGGAUGGCUGGAGCCACUUCUAGCUCGGAUAGCAGAGCAGCCUACUGCUGUGGUGAGCCCACAUAUCACCACUAUUGACUUAUACAACCUUAAAUUCAAUAAGCCUGUCCCAAAAGCUCAUAGAAUACGAGGAAACUUUGACUGGAGGCUUAAGUUUGGAUGGGAGAACAUUCCUAAAGAGGAGAGGAAGCAAAGGAAGAAAGAGACUUAUCCUGUCAGAACUCCUACUUUUGCUGGUGGGCUCUUCUCUGUAUCUAAAUCAUACUUUGAGCAUAUUGGGACUUAUGAUGAUCAGAUGGAGUACUGGGGAGGUGAGAACCUGGAAAUGUCCUUCAGGGUCUGGCAGUGUGGAGGCCAGUUAGAGAUUAUUCCUUGUUCAGUUGUAGGACACAUUUUCCGCCAACACAGCCCCCACACCUACCCCAACAAGAGCACUGUGAUCACCCGCAACCUGGUGCGGCUGGCUGAGGUCUGGAUGGAUGACUACAAAUGGGUGUACUAUCGUAAAAACAAGAAGGCAGAUUUGAUUUUUACUGAGAAAUCUUUUGGCGAUGUUACCGAACGUCAUGAACUCAGAAAGAGAUUAAAGUGCAAGAGCUUCUCUUGGUACCUUAACAACAUUUAUCCAGAGGCCUAUGUCCCUGACAUCUGGCCAGUUAUAGAUGGACAGCUGAAAAACAUCGGAUCGGAUUGCUGGCUGGAUGCAGCAAUUACAAAUGAUAAUUGGAGGCAGGUUCGGAAGUUUGAAUGUAGCAGUGAAGGUGAAGCACAGUAUUUUGAAUACACAUCACAGCAAGAGGUACGGCUCAGCCUUACCAUUGAUUUGUGUCUGCAUGCAACCCCUGGAAGAAAUAUGGCGUCUGUUCAACGCUGCCAACUGAAGGGGAAAGGAACCGAAGUUGCACCUGAGCAAAUGUGGAUCUACACAAAGAAAAAACAACUGAGGAACCCAUCAUCAGGAAAGUGUUUGAGCGUCUCAUACAGAAGAGUGACUGUGACCACCUGCGACCCAGCCAAACUGAACCAAAGAUGGGUUUUCAUCUGACUCAUGUCUUGACUUUUUUAUAUGUGUGCGUGUGAAUUGUGUUUUUCUUUAAAAAUUAGAUUUUUCUAGUGUGUCCCAGCACAAUUUUUACAUGAUGUACAUUCAAAAACUGAAAGGUCGUUGUUAUUGAUCUCUCACUGUACAACACAAAUGAAAGGUAUGAGUUUCAAAGUCCCUCUUCUGUGUAUAAAUGCCAGUUAAAGUCCAUCUGGAGAUAAUAUGAAGCCUCAGCAGUCUGAAAUCACCAAAUUAAGAAGGAUUUUUUUACUCGCAGUCGCAAAAGAGAUUAUUUAAUGUGCAUUAUUUCAUUCCUUUAAUGUGGGCAGCCAACCAACACUCACUGUUUGUUCAUUUUACUGGUUUAAUUGUUUUCUAUUAUUUUAGUGAUUGAUUUAACUAAUUUAUUGUUCAUUCUAACCCUUUCACAGAUUUAUUUAUAACUGCUCUUUUGUUGCCUGUACCUUGUCACCAUUGUAAAUUAGAACAUGAACCUUGUUAAGAAUAAUUCUUAGAAAGGAGCUUCGAGGCUGUUUUACUUUCUUCCAAAGAAGUAAAAACAUGUUUACUUUA